Alligator mississippiensis (American alligator) is the source of this 8913-nucleotide messenger RNA. RefSeq names its product cap binding complex dependent translation initiation factor (gene CTIF). Gene Ontology annotation, cellular component: cytosol. The coding region runs from base 215 to 2230 and encodes 671 amino acids. Gene Ontology annotation, biological process: regulation of translational initiation. The record is from RefSeq and is a predicted model, not a curated record. Lineage: Eukaryota; Metazoa; Chordata; Crocodylia; Alligatoridae. Gene Ontology annotation, molecular function: RNA binding; translation activator activity; protein binding. The transcript has 14 exons.
GUCACAUUCCUGCAUUCCCUGUGCUUGUGUCAGAGCCGGGGUGGGUGUCUGCUCCUGGGCACUGGGCAGGACCCCCCCAGCCAGCCAGGACUCAUGCACGCCCCAGCAGGAGUCUGACAUCAGGACCCCUCUGCCAGACCCCCCUGCUCCCCGGCCUGGGACCCUCAGCCAGGGAAGCAAGGCUCCCUCCAUCCUUGGUUCCUCUCCUGGAGUGAUGGAAAACUCCUCUGUGGCAUCUGCCUCCUCUGAGGCAGGGAGUAGUCGAUCUCAGGAAAUUGAAGAGCUGGAGAGAUUCAUCGACAGUUAUGUCCUUGAGUACCAAGUCCAAGGGCUGCUGACUGACAAAACAGAAGGGGACGGAGAGAGCGAGAAAACACAGUCCAAUAUCUCUCAGUGGACAGCGGAUUGUAGUGAGCAGCUAGAUGGCAGCUGCUCCCCAUCCAGAGGGAAGGGCUCCUUGGCUAAUGAACGCAAUCAGGAAGAGUGGGAUCACAGCAGCAGUGGGAGUUCAGGAUCCCGGCCUAGUUCAGGCUCCAGGCAUGGGUCUGGAUCAAGGUCUGGCAGCCGAGGCAGAAGCAGCCAGUUCAGUCAAUCAACCAAGAACGGCAACAAAGACAGCUCCCUUGACAUGCUGGGCACAGAUAUCUGGGCAGCCAAUACCCUUGAGUCUUUCAGUGGUGCAACCUGGGAUCUGCAGCCGGAAAAGCUGGAUUUCACACAGUUUCACCGGAAGCUGAGGAACACCUCCAAACACCCUCUCCCCCACAUAGACAGAGAAGGGCUUGGGAAAGGGAAGUAUGAGGAUGGAGACGGGAUCAACCUGAACGACAUAGAGAAGGUCCUUCCAGUCUGGCAGGGUUACCAUCCAUUGCCACAUGAAGCUGAAAUUGCACACACCAAGAAGCUGUUCAGACGGAGGAGAAAUGACCGGAGUGCACUUGGGAGAAGAACGGAAGCGCUAGCUGCCUCUUAUUCUAAUGUUGCGUGUGAUGCCCCAGGGGAGUACCUCCACAUUAAAAUUGAUUUCUUGUCGCGACAGCAGAGGCCUCCAGGUGGAAACAAAUCGCAGCAGCACACGGAUAAUCAGCAAGGGAGCACCAAACACAACAGGGAACACCAGAAACUCUACCAGGGAGGCCAAGCCCCGCACUCCUCGGGGAGGACAGGCCACCAUGGGUACAGCCAAAACCGGCGAUGGCACCACAACCAGAAGCACUCGCCCAAUGACAAAGAAACGCACAGAAAUGCCAAAGAGACUGAGAAUCUGAAAAUCGAGGAUGCCUCUGUCUGCACAGUGCACAUCCCCCUGGAGAUGCACCGGAGCACAGAAGCGGUGGAGAAGCAGUCUCAGCAGUAUAUUCAGGAGCAGGAAACCAAGCGGAAAGAUAGUAUUCAUGAGCGCAUCGGGGAAAGGCCCAAGAUCAACUUGCUUCAGUCAUCCAAAGACAGACUGCGAAGGAGACUAAAAGAAAAGACGCCUUGUCUUUCCCUUUUCGCGGACCAGGACGAAGUCACGGUGGAGACGACCAACCCCGAAAAGAACAAAAUGGACAAAUUAAUUGAAAUCCUCAACAGCAUGAGGAACAACAGCAGCGACGUGGACUCGAAGCUCACCACCUUCAUGGAGGAGGCCCAGAACUCCACUAACUCGGAGGAGAUGCUGGGCGAGAUUGUCAAGACCAUUUACCAGAAAGCAGUCACGGACCGUAGCUUUGCCUCCACAGCAGCCAAGCUGUGCGACAAAAUGGCGCUCUUCAUGGUGGAAGGGACCAAGUUCCGAAGUUUGCUCCUCAACAUGUUGCAGAAGGAUUUCACAAUGCGGGAGGAGCUGCAGCAACGGGACGUGGAGCGCUGGCUGGGGUUCAUCACCUUUCUCUGCGAAGUCUUCGGCACCAUGAGGAGCAGCACUGGGGAGCCCUUCCGGGUCCUUGUCUGUCCCAUUUAUACCUGCCUCAGGGAGUUGUUGCAAUCUCAGGAUGUGAAAGAAGACGCUGUCCUUUGCUGUUCCAUGGAGCUGCAAAGCACAGGCCGGCUGCUGGAGGAGCAGCUGCCCGAGAUGAUGACAGAGCUGCUGGCAAUAGCACGCGACAAGAUGCUGUGCCCCUCGGAGUCCAUGCUGACACGGUCCCUCCUCCUCGAGGUCAUUGAGCUGCACGCCAACAACUGGAACCCCCUGACGCCCACCAUUACACAGUACUACAACAAGACAAUCCAGAAACUGACAGCCUGAGAAGGAAGGGAGGUGGGGAGAAGGAAGAAGACAUGCACCUUAAAAGGAAACAGGAAAGGACUGUGCUACAAAUUGAUCAGCUACUGGAGAGGGAGAAGCAAGACCCUUUACGAUUCAAUACCUAAGAAGACAAAACGCCAGCAUGCUUAAGAAUAUGUUCAUGGGGUGGGGGUGGGGGGAGAAGCAUGUUUCUUUUCAGCUGUGUUGCCAAGUGCCAGCCCUCUUCCCUGCCGUGUUUUUGUUUUAGGUUUCUUUUAUUAAACCAUUGCUCAUGCAGCAGUGCAUCCCGCCGUGUCAUUGUCUGGCUUCAGAAAAGAACACGGAGAAUUUGAAAAGCGAGUGGAAGUGCAGGCGAGUAUUGUUUUCACACCAUUCUCUUGGCUUGCACUGGCCAACUGGCAGGAGACACCGCGCAGCAGAUGUCUUGGGAGGACAAAGAAAGACACGUUCCACUCCAGACGCUGGUAAUUGACGGCUUUUGUCAAGCGGAGCUUUCGUUCUCUUUUUUCUUUUUUUACCCUCCUCUUGUCUUCAACUUUUUCUCCCCCACCCAUGCCCUCCAAAAUCUGAUGCUAGACUAGGACUUCACACCAGCUGAAUUUUUAUUUGCACUGGGUUUUCUUUCUCUUUGCUCUUUUGUUUUGCUUUGUUUUAAAUGAACAGUUGCUAUCAACUUUAAAACAAGAAAACAACUUUAUGAUGUGAGCCCGUGAGUGGUUCACACAAAGAUGCUAAAUUAAAAGGAGAAGUAAAAACAAAAUAAAAUAAAAUAAAAUAAGCCACUUUAGACGUACCCUAGCCACAGUCAUCUUGCCAGUAGCCUGUUACAGUAGUUGAAAAACGUGUGCUGUGUGCUGGGAACUCUCAGAAAUGCAGGAAUUCUGCAGUCGUUCGCUGUUGCCGUUAAAGACUUGAGAUCCCUCAUCCACUACACUAGGAUCCGGUUUGGUUUGUUUGUUUGUUUGUUUGUUUAUUGUUUGUUUAAAGAGUGCUUUAUUGUAAUUAAAGUCACAGUUGUAAUUAUACAGUUAAACCUGGCCCGUUAUAGCUGGGCCUAAUAAUAUACGGGGCGAGGGGGGAAAUGACUUGAAAUUCAUCUUUGGAAACCAAUAAAUAGAGGACAGUAAGUUAUAUGGCAUUUGCAAGGGAAAGAAAAAAGAAAAGCCAAAAAAUAUAGGUUUCUAGUUUGGCUUCUGACUAGCUAAGUUUCCUAAUGAGUGUGUCUAGGUUGGUAUUACAUAGAUGUGGAACUAGAAAGGUGAGGCUUCCCGCUCUUCGCAUCCCUUGAAGGACUGUCUUUUAAUCAAUGUAACUCCCGGGGGGAGUGUGCUCCACGUGGUGUGUUUCUUUCCCCAAAAUAAGUGUUAGGAGAAGAGCAAUAUGAAUGUCUAGAGACAGAUAUUGGAGGUAGCAAAAGGAGGAGGCCCACCCCACUGGACUUGUCCAUGUGUGGCCAGUCCGGUGAGGCUACGAAUCUGUCACAGCCCCAGCAAAGGACCUGCAUGCAACAGUUGAUGCCUUUAGUUUUACGGGGGUCUCCAGUUGAAUCCUGGGUGUGUCAGUCGAAACAGAGGGUGUCACAUACAGGGAGGCUUGUGUGGGAUUUGAAUUGCCGUGUCCAUCGAGUGUCCAGUCCGCAGAGGGUGCCCCCUCAGCUAGGGAACAUUGAUGAGUCUUUAGCUAAAGCUGUGGUGGCUCGUGCUUUUAGCCUUCGGGGUUCCCCGUUCAAUCCCAAAUUGCCUGCCCAGACGAGUUUUAUUAGUAUUAGAGACAUUGUGAGCCCCUGUAUAGGGAAGCUGCCGUCAGGAAUGUAAGUAAGCAUCAUAUUGACUAGAUUAGGGUCAGCGGAUACAGAACCGUAUCUCUCCGAGGCUCUCAGUGAUGCUGACACCAAUGAACCUGAGCUGUCUGGACAAGGGGGGAAGCAUUUUCAAAACUUCCCCCGUGCAGUCAGGCCUACAGGGAGGAGAGAGACCAGUGAUUUGAGGUGACUAGGAAGAAGGCAGACGGUAUGUAUGUAGCGUGUGUUAUUAGGCUGAGACAGUCUUAAAAUAAGGAGUAGUUUUGAAGCACGUGCAAAUUUGGCAGAGAUGGCAGCUUCUGAGCAUUCGGGACCUUUAUUUCAUAAAGACUCCAUGCUAUACCAGGUGUGUGAUUUCUGAGACGAGCAAAGCUCCCCACUAAACCCUUCCUUGGGGCCUGAUCCUACAGCGGGGUGAAACCUUUCAUUUCCAGUGAAGUCCACGGACCUUGUGGAUGCUCAGUGCUGCCCAGAAAGCACGUAGUGACCUAAGGAUCUAAUUCCCAAUGCAUCGGGCAAGGCAAGUGAUUUGGGAGAGUGUGGUAUUUAUUUGUUUGGGGUCAGAGCAUUUUUAACCACACUUUUAAGACGUGUUAACUAGUUUUGGAUUAUUUUUGGAGACGGAACUCUUUUCUGGUCCAGCAUUUGAAAUGUGCUUUGAAGUCACUUAUUUUGGCAGUGUUGUAUUGGUAAAGAGGGACUGCCAGGCCAUUACUUCACUUCCUAAACGGUGACCAGGAAAUGAUGUCAGGGCUUGGUGGUUUCCUUAUUUGCUUCUUUAUUGAUGCUUUUACUUACUAAAUCACUUCUGGUGCUUACUUGAUGAAGUCUAACAGAAAUGGAAAGAGGAAUUUCCCUGUAUUUGUUCAGGGCACGUUACAGAGGAAAGCUAGAAAGUGAAGCUAGAAUAGAUGACCCUCCUCCCAUACACAUGCCACCUGACCAUAGCCACCUGCAUCAGAUGGAUCAGGCAGUGAUCAGUAGUUCCUGUAUAACCUUUGCACAAUUGCAUUGCUGCAACAGGUCUAGAAAACACUCUUGGGAAAUCCAUUUCAGUGUUUAUAACACGCACAAAUUAUUUUCCAAAAGGCAGUUUGCGGUUUGGGCUACUGAUCACUGCUUGAAAUAUGUUGGGGGUAGUGGCAUAGUCCAUUUUUUUUUCUCUACGUUCCUCUUAUUAUUCAAUUUACUUUCCUUUCCCCUGGUAAUGACAACACAUACGGAUAUGGCAGGCCCACCCCACCCCAUGGAAACAGUACAAUUCCUAAUUAAAAACAAGGCCUGAACACAAGCCCCCAGAUCCAAACCACCAGCAGCUGCAGGGCAAAGCAGAUCUGAAACUAAGCUCUGCAACUGAGACCCAUCCCUUCUUCCAAUAGGUUUAAUUUCUGCCAGCUUGUUGAGAUGAAUAAAGAUUCAAUCCAGAUCUUUUUUGGAUGUUCAGGAUGUUUUAUGGAGGCGUAAAAGAAAAUCAGAUCCGUCUGUGACUUGAGGAAAAAAAAUUACAUGUGGGAAGCCAAGUUUGAGGGCAGAAAUUUCCAACAGAGAAAAUGCCACAGGAGGAGAAGAGAUUUGUUUCAUGAUUCGCAACUAUUUGAACUUUUCAGCUUAUGGUCGGCUGGGUGUUUUCGAAGGCACAUAUGAAGCAAGGGAAAACAGCAGGAAACAGGAACUUCAAUUGUAAUGUCUCCAAGAAAGAAAGAAAAAUCCAUGAUUCAACUGUGAAACAAUUCUCUAACGUUGCUGGGCUUCUCUAGAAAGAUUGAUUUCUGUUCUAGGAUUGACCAGGGUCGACUGGCAAGCUAGCACUUCUUCCCUGAGUUACAUCAGGAAACGAGAAGUAUUGUCAUAACAGAGGCAUGAAUGUUGUGUCUCGGAUAGUCGGGAGAGGUUGGACUUUAUAGGACCAACAAGGUUCAGCAACAUUAUAAGCAUCUGUGUUGUAUAUUUUGACUCAAAACCCUCCAUAAACGUCUGCUCCUUGAGGACCCAUUCCUUGGGAUAUGGAAGAAGCGAUCAUUUAAAACUGAAUGGAGUACAGCCUCGCAAAAUUGUCACAGUUUUUUAGAACUCCAGGCACAAAAUCUACGUUCCCUUUUCUCAUCAGGAUGGUACAGACUGAAGGCAAAGAUUGGGGGUUUUUUUAAAUAAAGAAAAUUAUCCUGGAUGAAUAGAUCUUUUGACCCUAGGUGACUUCCUGCCCUUGGGGCAGGGGGCUGGACUCGAUGAUCUCCUUUCCAGCCCUAAUGUCUAUGAAUUUUUCAAGGCUGAUCUAGUGUCACGGAUGCUUCCAAUGUGUGGCUGGUACGCAGUUGAGUAUAGGCUUGCUUUGUGAGCCACUCAACAUCACUAUUUAAGUAGUUUUACUGAUUCAGUUGCUGCUCGUUGUUCCAGAAUAAAGGGGGUGGGAAUUAGAUUUAGUUUUGAUUUUUUUUUUUAAGGGGAAGUGGGGACAAAAAGACUGGCACGAGCCGAGCCCUAAUGGGAAACACGUACCAUGAUCAAACAUGAUGGUAGGUUGGAGUACUAGUGCCUCUGAUAACCACCGUCCUCACUUCCUAUUCCUCCAGGCCCUACCAGUAAGCUUGCCGAUUUAUGUGGCUUGUGUCUUCCACCUGAUAGUAUCCCACCGUUUCCAGUUUGACCUUUGAAUGUAUCAAAGGAAGAAAAUGGAAAACCCCAGAGGAGAACUGGAUAUUGCAUUCCCAAGACCUUGAAUUCUCACCUAGUUGCUGGCAAUUUUCUUGAAGCAUUAAGAGGCAAAGCAAAGCCACGUGGCAGUCAUUCUGUUUAAGUGCUUCCCCACUGCCCACCCUAAGGUUUAUUCAUUGCUUUCCUUUAAUAGAGAAGGCCUUCUACCUGUGGCCCUGAACCCAGGAACACUGGCUUAAUGGAUUUGGCCCCUUGCUUUGUUCUGCAGUUCUGGGAUUUCUCCCAACCUUCCUUGGACAAUGUCUAAAAACUACUUGUGAUGUGGAAUCCAUCUUUUUAAUGAUUGUGAUUUAUAUCCAACAUUUAAUUAAUGUAUGUUCAUUCUGCCAUUAACUGCUUUGUAAUUUGAUAUUUUGAUUGCGCCAUCAAUAUGUGUGAAUCUAAAUGUUGACUGAAAAUGUAUUUUUUUCCCCUGGAUUUAUAAACACCACCAAUCCUAUCUUUUUAAAGUCCAUGAGUAACUGUCAGAUGUACAUGUGAUGUUACUAACCACUGAACAGUAUUGCUAGGGAAUGAAGGAAACGGCACAACAUAGCUUUGCUCUUAGUCUAAGGUUGGUGACAAUUUUUUGUUCCCAGGUUUCUAGAAUAUCUGGAAACUGCCCGCCGUUUGGAUGUGAAGAUGUCACCAGUAUCACCAGUAUCUUACUGGUGUAAGUAACAUCCUAUAAGAUGCUCUGUGUUGGGAGACUCCUGUACCAGAGAGGUAGCUGGAUUCAGUAUCAUGAAUCCAUGAGAUGUCUGUAAAGCAGAGGACUGGUUUUUACAUGUCUGUGUUUCAUUGUAAGAAAAAUUCAACAUGAGCUUUUUUGGCUUUCUUUAAAGACUGCAAAUUUUUAGUGUCUAUCAAAUAACCUCCUGAAGGAGUAUGAGCAACUGUUUCUGUUAGGCAAUGGGAAGUAUCCACCUUUGUGCUCUUCUCAGUAAAAAUAGUUGACAGACUUGUUCCCUGAAAACUAAACCAGCUCAGAGUGGAGAGAGGGUAGUUAGAUGCACUGGGGCAAAACUUCAGCUGGUGUAAGUCAGACUAGCUUCUUUGCAGAGAUGGCAUUUUACACCAGUUGAGCAUCACCCCCUUCAUACACAACCCAUUGAAAUGGCCUUGCUUUCUCCCUUGGGAGACAUCCCCUCACUUGCAAUUUGCAGCAGAUCCAGGUUGAGACCAGCAGCAGCGGUGUUGGAAAGCCCCUGAGAUGCUACUGGGCAGGCACAAAAUGUUUUCUGAACAAUACAGCAACUACAUUUGCCAUCAGGAUGGAGGAGGAGGGGGAAAGCUCAAAUGAAGAACAGAUUUGUGGAGUCCUCUGCUCGAGCAUGGUUAGCUGUCUGCCCAGAGUCUAUAUGGCAUGUGAUUAGACUGGUUCCUAGUGAAAUUAUUUCCGAGCCGAAGGAUUUAGUUUUCCACAGUGUGACUUGUUUUUUUUCUCUCCCAUGAAACUUCACCACUGUUUGGAGAAAACUCAUUUAUAUGAAGGGUGAAGCCUGAAGGGGGUGAAAGCAGUAAAGUAAGCAAUGUGCUUGGAUCUCUCUCUUCCCCCAAAGGAGCUUAAUUAGUAUCUAUUCUUGGCAUGAUGAAUGACUAUGAAAGAAAAAUUGUCAGAAGACCCUAUGAUUUAUUUUCAUACUUAUUUUUACAGUAUCCCUCACUUGGAAGUCUCUCAAAAUCUUAAAUUUGUUUUUUAUUUCCCCUGUGGGUAUUUUAUAGAUUUACACUAAUUUUGCUCUUCUCAGUUAGUUAUUAUCCCAACCAGUUGGGUACUUCUCUGAUCUUCAGGAAAAAUAACACUCAAGUUUUUCCAAGUCCAGUGUCAAAAACAAAAGGAGCUGUGGUUUCCUUCAGAAUGCAGUUACGCUAACAAUUAAUUUGGGGGGGGAGGCAGGGGAGUGUAUUUAUUGCAUUUGAAAAGCAAUAUUUUUAAUUUAAUCAUUUAUUGUAUUUGUUAAACUAAGCGCUUUAAAAAAAAGAAAAAAUACUUUUUGGGGGGCGGGGGGAGACAGUCUAGAUGUUCCUACUAGAGAAAAAGAAAACCGCCAUUGUUUUCAGCAUUUCAGUGACUGUUAAACGCGGGAGACGAUAACUCUCCGAGACAAUUCUGUCUUGUUUCUAGAACAUCCAGCACCACUGUAUGCUAUAAAAUACAUCAUCUGAGUAAUAAAUGUUUAAAGCUUGA